GUGGGCAUCUGGCCACCGCGCACGCCAGUCGGCCCAGGCGAAAGACUUCGCCGGCUAGUCCAGGUACUGGGCGCAGGUUGCCGAGAAUCAGGAUCGCGGCAGCGGUCAUGACGGAGGGCACGUGUCUGCGUCGAAGAGGGGGACCCUAUAAGACAGAGCCGGCCACAGACCUCACUCGCUGGCGACUCAGCAAUAAGGUUGGGAGGCAGACAUGGACCUACUUUCAAGAAGAAGAAGAUCCUGGCCGAGAGCAGUCUGGCCUGGAAGCUCACCUCUUGGGACUGGAUACAAAGAGUUUCUUUAAGGACUUGCCGAAAGCGCACACAGCCCUCAAGGGGGCUCUGAAUGGGGUGACAUUUUACGCUGCACUGCAGACUGAGGAUGGGCAUUGGGCGGGUGAUUACGGUGGCCCGCUCUUCCUCCUGCCAGGCCUCCUGAUCACGUGCCAUGUGGCACACAUCCCUCUGCCAGCCGGAUACCGAGAAGAAAUUACACGGUACCUGCGGUCUGUGCAGCUCCCCGACGGCGGCUGGGGCCUGCACAUUGAGGACAAGUCCACGGUAUUUGGAACUGCGCUCAACUAUGUGUCUUUGAGAAUUCUGGGUGUGGGGCCUGACGAUCCUGACCUGGUGCGAGCCAGGAACCUUCUUCACAAGAAAGGUGGUGCCGUGUUCAUCCCCUCCUGGGGGAAGUUUUGGUUGGCUGUCCUGAAUGUGUACAGCUGGGAAGGCCUCAAUACACUGUUUCCAGAAAUGUGGCUGUUUCCUGACUGGAUGCCCGCACAUCCCUCCACUAUCUGGUGCCACUGUCGGCAGGUGUACCUGCCCAUGGCCUACUGCUACAGCACCCGGCUGAGUGCCGAGGAGGGCCCGCUGGUCCAGAGCCUCCGCCAGGAGCUCUACGUGGAGGACUACAGCUGCAUCGACUGGGCCGCGCACAGGAACAGCGUGGCCCCGGACGAUCUGUACACGCCGCACAGCUGGCUGCUCCACCUCGUGUACGCUGUCCUCAACUUGUACGAGCGCCACCACAGCACCAGCCUGCGGCAGCGGGCCACCCAGAAGCUGCAUGAGCACAUUGCGGCCGACGACCGCUUCACCAAGUGCAUCAGCAUCGGCCCGAUCUCGAAAACCAUCAACAUGCUCGUGCGCUGGUAUGCAGAUGGGCCGGCCUCUGCUGUCUUCCAGGAGCACGUGUCCAGGAUUCCUGAUUAUCUCUGGCUGGGCCUCGACGGCAUGAAGAUGCAGGGCACCAAUGGCUCACAGAUCUGGGACACCGCGUUCGCCAUCCAGGCUUUGCUGGAGGCAGAUGCACAACACAGGCCGGAGUUUUGGUCCUGCCUGCAGAAGGCGCAUGAGUAUCUCCGGAUCUCACAGGUGCCAGACAAUUUCCCUGACUACCAGAAGUACUACCGCCAGAUGACCAAGGGCGGCUUCAGCUUCAGCACGCUGGACUGUGGCUGGAUCGUGGCCGACUGCACGGCUGAGGCCUUGAAGUCCAUCCUCCUCCUGCAGGAAAAGUGUCCCUUUGUUACCAAUCAUGUCCCACGAGAGCGGCUUUUCGACGCUGUCGCUGUGUUGCUGAGCAUGAGAAACCCCGACGGAGGGUUUGCCACCUAUGAGACCAAGCGUGGGGGACACCUUCUGGAGCUUCUGAACCCCUCCGAGGUCUUCGGGGACAUCAUGAUUGACUACACGUAUGUGGAGUGCACCUCAGCAGUGAUGCAGGCACUGAAGACUUUCCACAAGCAGUUCCCAGACCACAGGGCCGGGGAGAUCAGGGAGACCCUCAAGCGGGGCUUGCAGUUCUGUCGGCAGAAGCAGAGGCCUGAUGGCUCCUGGGAAGGCUCCUGGGGCGUGUGCUUCACGUAUGGCACCUGGUUUGGGCUGGAAGCCUUCGCCUGCAUGGGGCACACCUACCAUAAUGGGGCUGCCUGUGCGGAGAUCUCCCGGGCCUGUGACUUCCUGCUGUCCCGACAGAUGGCAGACGGAGGCUGGGGGGAGGACUUCGAGUCCUGCGAGCAGCGUCGCUACGUGCAGAGUGCCCGGUCCCAGAUCCACAACACGUGCUGGGCCCUGAUGGGGCUGAUGGCCGUCAGGCACCCUGAUGUGGCGGCCCUGGAGAGAGGAGUCAGCUAUCUGCUUGAAAAGCAGCUGCCCAACGGGGACUGGCCCCAGGAGAACAUCAGCGGGGUCUUCAACAAGUCCUGCGCCAUCAGCUACACUAGCUACAGAAACGUCUUCCCCAUCUGGGCCCUCGGGCGCUUCUCCCGUCUGCACCCCGAGAGCGCCCUCGCUGGUCACCCUUGAGAGCACGCCUGCGGGUGCCUGGGCGGGUAGGGGGUGCUGGUCUCCGAGUUCCAGGGGAAGUUGGGGCGGGGCGGGGCCUGCUGCGGGGGCGGGGCCUUCAGCUGGUGGAGCAAUUUCCGGCUAGAGGAGCACGGGUGAGGGGAGCGACAGAGUGAACCUUGAUGCUGGAUACAGCGCAUUGCGUUCAGGGAACCGCCUGGAGCGGUACCUGGCCUAGCUGUGGGCGGGGCUGGGAGCGUUCCUGACCAACCACCGAGAUCGGGAGACCAGCGGCUACGCCUUGUACGCAUCCUGCCGCGCGCUGUCGAGGGCCAACUCUCCCUGCCUCUGUCUCUGGCUGAGGGACGUGCUAGUCUCCCUAUCACCCCAGCAGGAGAGGCUGGGCCUCGCUGUUUGGGCUCUCCGGGAUGGGGGACCAGACUCGGUGAGUGUCCGGGGCUGCUCAGAGGAGAGCCAGAUGCUGCACCCUGGCCCCGCCCCAGGUCGCGGUUCAACCAGCUUGUGGGGCGCCAGCAUGGCUACCUCUAGAAGUUAGAGUUGUCUCCUAAUGAGAAAAGCAGGAGCCUGAGCUAACACGGGGUGAAGGGUCGUGAGUGGCCCCACACGGGGACGACCCUCACGCCCCCUCUAGGGUGCUGCCUCUCAAUUCUCUGGCUUCUAAAUGCUUCUGGUUUGGCGUGCAUGGACUUCGGGCUCAGGUUGGAAAGUCUUAAGUGCUGGAUUUGCUUCUGACCUACAAGGAUGGGCAGCUCACAUGCGCAGGGUUCCUGGGAGUGUGGCUGUGAAGGUCAUAGAGCUUUGAUGAGGGCCAGAACCAGGCCUGGUGUCACCCUUGGGCCCCAUCUCCUUCUCACCCACCCCAGGGCUGGAGGGACCCAGAGAGGUACCACCUCCCCUUCUGACGGCAGCCCCAGCCACGCUCCCCCAGCCACGCUCCCCCAGCCAACUGUUCUCCCUCAGACAGCCAGAGAUGCCUGGAUGCCCCCCUGCUCCCACCAUUCCUGCCGGGAACCCUGAAGGCCUCUCGGAGGUUUGCACCCUGUGGCCUUGCUCCCGCCCGUCCUGGGGCCCCUAGUGCAGUCCCUGACUUCUUUCUGGGGCUCGCCUGCGAGGAGCCUUUUCCUGAGCUGCCCCAGUCCCCCUCCCCCAACUACCCCAGGUGGUGGUCCUCCUGCUGCAAGCCUUGCAGGGCCUGGGCACAGGUAGGCAGGCAGGUCCUGCUGCUCUACGAACCACCCCACUGGCACCUAGUGGUGUUUAGUUCUGCUGGUUGAAUGUCAGCACUCUGCGGGCACUUUUAAAUGAGUGUUUAUGUUGCUGAAGGUGCUGUGCUGGACCCUUUGGGAUCUGUCCAGUUUGCUCUUGUUCCAGCAGCAGACAGUGGUUUACCAGUUUGCUCCUGGCAGUAGCCACUGCCAGGCAUGACCAGGUCACUGGACAAAACACUAAGCUUCCCGAAAAGAAAUGAACAUCCACCUUUAUACUGAAACAUUAUUGAAAGUCACCUGUCUCACCAGUUACCUUAGUGCCCAGAUCUAGGCAGAGGCACGUAGUGCUCUUGUCUUGUCCUGGAAGCAGUCAUGGACUUGGGUCCUUCACGCCCCAUGGUGGACACUGGACCACCACCCCUCAGUCUCAGGGAAAAAGAAACUGCGCAAGAUAAGCAGGAGGCACUCUAGUUAUCUGAGGGAGAAAUACUUGCCUCAGCCUGAUGAAAAAUCAAGUUCUCUAUCCUGGGUGAAGGAUUAAUGGAUCUUGAUUCACACUGCUUUUCUUUUGGUUAUCGGGAGCAAAAUCUGAAUGUUCACCAGGACAUAAACCAGAUCUGACCCUGUGAGGGAUUCUCUAACCAAAGUGCUUAACGAAUAAUAAAAAUGUGCCUCCAAGAAAGUACUUUCCUUACUGAGCAUAACCAAUGUUGAUACAUAGAUCUGAAUUUUUUUCUGGUAAUAAAAAUGUUUAAAAACUGA
Molecule: messenger RNA, 4279 nt
Organism: Dama dama (fallow deer)
Lineage: Eukaryota; Metazoa; Chordata; Mammalia; Artiodactyla; Cervidae
Gene: LSS
Product: lanosterol synthase
Exons: 22
Coding region: 108-2309 (733 amino acids)
Biological process (GO): triterpenoid biosynthetic process; cholesterol biosynthetic process
Cellular component (GO): lipid droplet
Molecular function (GO): lanosterol synthase activity
Source: RefSeq, a predicted model, not a curated record